Molecule: messenger RNA, 1496 nt
Organism: Jatropha curcas
Lineage: Eukaryota; Viridiplantae; Streptophyta; Magnoliopsida; Malpighiales; Euphorbiaceae
Product: multiple organellar RNA editing factor 8, chloroplastic/mitochondrial
Biological process (GO): cytidine to uridine editing; mitochondrial mRNA modification
Cellular component (GO): mitochondrion
Source: RefSeq, a predicted model, not a curated record
AACUCCAUUCAAACGUAUUUUCUCCUCCCUCCCUUCCCUGCGCCGCUCGUUUUCUUCACUUCUACAGCCACGGUCUUUCUUUAUACCUUCCCGUUGCUUUCGUUCUUCUUUCGUUCUUGGCCAUCGCCUCCGCAGGAGUCGUGCUCUUCAAGCCAGUCUUUUAAAGAAUGGCUAGUCAUCCUGCUCGCACUCUCUUCACUACUACCAAUCUUCUCCGUCGCUGCUUCUCUUCUCUUUCAAUGCCCUCUCAUGCUUCUCGGUCUUUAUCUGUCCUUCGUUCUCUGCGCCCAAUAUACGCUGCUGCCAACUUUGCUUCUUUCAGCUCUGGGGCUUUCACUGCCCGGUCUUUCUCAACCCGUACUACAACGUUGUCGCUCAAUGAUCCCAGUCCUAAUUGGUCUAAUCGGCCUCCAAAAGAGACGAUAUUGCUUGAUGGUUGUGAUUUUGAACACUGGCUUGUUGUUAUGGAGAAACCAGAGGGUGACCCUACCAGGGAUGAGAUUAUUGAUUACUAUAUCAAAACCCUAGCUCAAAUUGUAGGCAGUGAGGAAGAAGCAAGGAUGAAGAUCUACUCGGUGUCGACCAGGUGCUACUAUGCAUUUGGAGCACUUGUGUCUGAAGAGCUCUCUUACAAAAUCAAAGAGUUGCCCAAGGUUCGAUGGGUUCUUCCUGAUUCAUACUUGGACGUGAAAAACAAAGACUAUGGAGGGGAGCCAUUCAUCAAUGGUCAAGCUGUUCCUUACGAUCCGAAGUACCAUGAGGAAUGGAUAAAGAACAAUGCUAGAGCAAAUGAGAGAAAUAGGCGCAAUGAUAGGCCUCGGAACUUUGAUCGAUCAAGAAACUUUGAAAGAAGAAGGGAAAAUGUGCAGAACCGAGAUUUCCAGAGCACAAGAGCAGCUUCAAUGGAUAAUCAAGUGGUAAACAACAUGAGUGGACCAGGUGGACCUCCACCACCACCUCCUCACAACUACUCGGCUGGACCUCCACCACCGCCUCCUCAAAAUUACUCAGCUGGACCUCCACCAUCACCACAUCAAAAUUUCUCAGCUGGACCUCCACCACCGCCGCCUCAUAACUACUCGGCUGGACCACCAGCACCAAACAGCUACCCACCACCACCAAACAGCUACUCACCACCACCGAACAUGGGAGGAAUGCCCCCAAAUUCCGGAUGGUCAAAUAACAUGCCUGGAAACAUGCAGCAGAACUUCCAGAAUGGCCCUGACAAUAGAGGCAUGCCUCACCAAGGUGCACCAUCCAACUACCAGAACUACAAUUGAAACAGGGAUGGAAGCCUAUAGGCAUGAAAUGUAAAUAUGUAGGGGUUCUCUUUUUUUUUUUUUUUGGUUCUUGUUUGAUGGCUAAUGAUCUUAAUGUUUAGCUUCCUGAUAAUGCGAAGCCAUUACUAUUGUGGACUGCAUGGUGCUUUGCUUUGAUAUUUAAUUAGAUGUUAUUACAAUUUUAAGAAUAUAAUUCAAUUUAUAGUAGCUGUAGCA